AACGCAUUAGGAAAAAAGAAAAAGGAAAGAGGGGAUGGAUAUAGAUAAGGGUGGGAAACGAAACCAUAAUGGUUGCUGCUGCUUCAAUGGCAUGUUUGAUGGUAGCAGCGCCAUGGAAUUUGAAGUCACCACCAACAACAACACUCUCUUCUUCUAAUACUACGCUCAAAUUCAAAUUGAAAUGUUGUGCGACAACACAGCAGCAGCAGCCUUUAGUUCACAACGACGACCUUCAAGCUCUCUUACAGAUUCUUCCUUCCGAUUUGCAUCACAAUCUCCUCAACCAACCAAAUCGUCCUCAACUUUUGGAGGUUAUAAUGGAUUUAGGCCGUUUUCCUGAAGCGCGUUAUCUAGGCAAACACGGAAACCACUAUCUAAGAAAUUCUGAGGUAACUAUCAAAGAGUUGGAAUAUGCUGAAGGAGCUGUUGGAGAUUUUGGUAAGGAUAAUAGAGCUGGUAUUGAAGGUACUUUGCAUAGAAUAUCUGCAAUAAGGAGUAGGAAUGGUGGCAUUGUUGGUUUGACCUGUCGAAUUGGGAGGGCAGUUACUGGCCACAUUGACAUGGUUUAUGAUCUUCUUCAAUAUGGCAAGAGCAUUUUAUUUCUUGGAAGGCCUGGCGUUGGCAAGACUACUGUUAUGAGGGAGAUUGCUCGUGUACUGUCGGAUGAUUUUCACAAAAGAGUGGUCAUUGUCGAUACCAGUAAUGAAAUUGGAGGCGACGGGAAUAUUCCUCAUGCAGCAAUAGGUGGUGCACGGAGAAUGCAAGUGCCCAUGCCAUCAAUGCAACAUAGUGUGAUGAUUGAGGCAGUAGAAAAUCAUAUGCCUGAGGUGAUUAUAGUAGAUGAAAUUGGCACAGAAGCUGAAGCUCGUGCUUGCCGGUCGAUUGCUGAGCGAGGCAUCAUGCUUAUAGGGACUGCUCAUGGACAUCAGAUUGAUAAUGUCAUGAAGAAUCCUACACUCUCUGACCUGAUUGGCGGAAUUGAAAGCGUUACUCUGGGAGACGUCGAAGCCAGAGCAAGAAAAUGUCAGAAAACUAUUCUUGAGAGGAAAGCUCCUCCAACAUUUGAUUUCUUGAUUGAAAUGAGAGACAGACACUACUGGAUUACACAUCAGACCGACAAAAGUGUAGAUAUGUUGCUUCGAGGCAAGAUCCCACAGGUCGAGGUAAGAAAAAGAGAUGAAAACAGCAAGGUUGUGAUCGAAAAAUCUAAAGCAUAUGAUAAAUGCCAAAUUUGAACUUUUUCCCCUUUUCCGUACUCUAUAAACCUGUUCAUUUUGUAAAUUGUGUUUUGUUGACAUCGCUAUGUAUAUGUGUGUAUAUCUUUCACUUUAUGUUCCUGGUAUAAACAAUUUAAAACAUGAUGACAUCUAAAUAGAGCAUACCAUACCAUUAUUUGUUGAGACCAAA
Trifolium pratense (red clover) is the source of this 1407-nucleotide messenger RNA. RefSeq lists its product as uncharacterized. The transcript has 9 exons. Gene Ontology annotation, molecular function: ATP hydrolysis activity. NCBI's taxonomy places the organism in Eukaryota, Viridiplantae, Streptophyta, Magnoliopsida, Fabales, Fabaceae. The coding region runs from base 69 to 1235 and encodes 388 amino acids. The record is from RefSeq and is a predicted model, not a curated record.